AUGAAUUACCACAGCCAUAGUUGUCGAUCACCAUUAUUAAUGCAAUCAAAACAUUCUCUAUCAUGGAUUCAUAUCAAAUUACUUGGCACUGGUACUUUUGGUUAUGUUGAUCAUGUUCGUCAUUCAUCAGAACAUACAUGGGAAUUUGCUCGUAAAACAAUAAAAUAUAAUGAAAAAAUGGAUGUUAAUGGUGAUUUAUCAGCAACAGCUAUACGAGAAAUUUCUAUUCUUAAAACACUUGAUCAUCCAAAUAUUAUUAAACUUGUACAUGUUGAAUAUAAUUUUGAUAAAAAAGAUUUUCUUUCAUUCUUUCUUGAAAUAUUUCCUAUAGAUCUGAAACGAUAUAUAGAUGCAUGUUUAUCAACAGAAAGAUUAUCUUCGAAACUCAUACAAAGUUAUACAUAUCAAAUACUAUGUGCUAUUGAUUAUCUUCAUCGGCGUGCUAUUAUUCAUCGAGAUAUCAAACCAUCAAAUAUUGUUAUUGAUUUUAAUGGUCAUUUAAAAUUGGCUGAUUUUGGUCUUGCACGACGUUGUCGUAUCCCAGAACGAGCAUUAACACAUGAAGUCGUAACACUUUGGUAUCGUCCACCGGAAAUCUUACUUAAUGCACCAACAUAUGGUAUGCCUUUGGAUAUAUGGGGUGUUGGUUGUGUUUUUGCUGAAAUGUGUCUUCGUCGACCAUUAUUUCGUGGUGAAUGUGAAAUUGAUCAAUUAUUACUUAUUUUUCGAUUGUUUGGUACCCCAUCGGUAGUUGAAUGGCCUGAUAUUGCUAAUUGUCUUUAUUAUCAAGCAAAUUUUCCUAAUUUUCCAAUCAAUAGUAUUGAACUAUCUCAAUUACCAAUAUUGAAUGCUGAUCGACAACUUCUAUCAGAUAUUCUUAUUUAUAAUCCACAAAAUCGUCCAACAGCUAAACAUUUGAUUGAACAACAUCCGUAUUUUAAUUGUCAAUCUAUUAUGAAUUUAGAAAAACCAAUACAAACUAUUAUUGAUCGAGCUAUUCGAUUACAAACUGAAAAUAUGAAACAUAUUGUUAUUUAA
Molecule: messenger RNA, 1038 nt
Organism: Adineta steineri
Lineage: Eukaryota; Metazoa; Rotifera; Eurotatoria; Adinetida; Adinetidae
Source: the annotation of a GenBank genome assembly